Messenger RNA from Hippopotamus amphibius kiboko, 948 nucleotides. RefSeq names its product olfactory receptor 2M3-like. Gene Ontology annotation, biological process: G protein-coupled receptor signaling pathway. Gene Ontology annotation, cellular component: membrane. Lineage: Eukaryota; Metazoa; Chordata; Mammalia; Artiodactyla; Hippopotamidae. Bases 1 to 948 code for a protein of 315 amino acids. The transcript has a single exon. Gene Ontology annotation, molecular function: G protein-coupled receptor activity; olfactory receptor activity. The record is from RefSeq and is a predicted model, not a curated record.
AUGGCAUGGGAAAAUCAGACUUUCAACUCUGACUUCAUCUUGCUGGGAAUCUUUGAUCACAGCCCCAUCCACACCUUCCUCUUCUCUCUGGUCUUGGGCAUCUUCACAGUGGCCCUCAUGGGAAACACUAUCAUGGUUCUCCUCAUCCAUCUGGACACUCAACUCCACACCCCCAUGUACACGCUCCUCAGCCAGCUGUCCCUUAUGGACCUUAUGCUCAUCUCUACCACUGUCCCCAAGAUGGCCUUCAACUACUUGUCUGGAAAGAAGUCUAUCUCUCCGGCUGGUUGUGGAACUCAGAUUUUCUUAUAUGUGUCCCUCCUUGGAGCUGAAUGUUUCCUGCUGGCUGCAAUGGCCUAUGACCGGUAUGUUGCCAUUUGCUACCCAUUACGAUAUUCAAUUCUCAUGAGCCAGAAAAUAUGUUGUCUCAUGGCUGUUUCUUCCUGGAUUGUUGGCUCUCUUGAUGGCAUAAUCGUUAUUGCAGUUGCACUGUCUUUCCCAUACUGUGGCACCCGGGAAAUACCCCACUUUUUCUGUGAUGUCCCUGCCCUUCUCACUCUCUCAUGCACAAACACAUUGCUAUUUGAAAGGUUGAUGUUUAUUUGCUGUAUAAUUAUACUUCUUUUCCCUGUAGCAGUCAUCAUUGCUUCCUAUGUCCAUGUUAUUCUUGCUGUUGUUCACAUGGGAUCUGGAGAGGGUCGCCGCAAAGCUUUUGCUACCUGUUCCUCCCACCUCAUGGUUGUGGGAAUGUACUAUGGGGCUGCCAUGUUCAUAUACAUGCGACCUGUUUCUGAUCGUUCUCCCACCCAGGACAAGAUGGUAUCAGCCUUCUACACCAUCCUUACUCCCAUGCUGAAUCCCCUCAUCUAUAGCCUCCGCAACAAGGAAGUGGCCAGAGCAUUCAUGAAGGUGUUAGGGAAGGGCAAGUCUCAAGGGCAAAUUUCCUAA